GCAAAAGAUUGGAUGGAUAUUGAGAAGGGGAGGGGUCCUUUUUUUUUUUUUUUUUUUUACAUCACUGGGUGAAUUCAGAGGAAGAUGUUUUCAAGCCUGUGAUGCAUGUUUCAGAUGGGCUGGACAUUACAAAUGUUAAUAGGCUCAGCUGGGUGCUGAAAAAAAAAACACCAAAGGGAAAUUACACCAUCACCAAGCUGUAGUUGAAGACAGAAAGCUGGCAUUUAGGAAAGGACAGCAAGGUGGAAAAAGAGUUAUCUGGUUGGGGAUUAGGAAUCAGAGCAUGAGGGGACUCUGCUGAUUAUGGCAGUUUGACAAGAUGAUCUGUUGUUUCAUUCAAAACUAUCUCCAAGUCUGAUCAUCUCAAGGUUUUGACUAGGAAUGCCUGCAUCAAAUGAUCAGCUUCUGGGAACCUGCUCCACCAGUGAAGGAGAAUCAGUAACAGCAGUAGAAAACUGGACGUCUGAAUUUCAGCUUUCAUAGAACUGCAGGCAGCCGGCCACGGCCCAUCAUAUUCAAGAAGUGGAAAAAGAUGAUCAAAAUGAGGGGUGCGGUAAUGGCAACGCUGACAUGAGGCAUAGGUAAUUCAUUGUUCAUCGUUCAUCUUUUUUUUAUUUUAACCUUCUUUGGUCCUGGGAACACCAGACUUCGUACGAGACCAAAAAAAGGAAAAUACAACAUUAUUUCAAAGUUAUUUGCGCAUUUUGUUUUGUUUUAUUUUAUUUUAAAAUGGACCAAACUCUGUUCAAAGUUCUAUUGAGCUUACUCUGGAAUUAUUGGCUUUUAAUGGAUUAUGCUAAGGCGGGCAUGGGGGACAACCAUGUCCACUCCAGUUUUAUUUAUCGGAGAUUGCGGAACCACGAGAGGCGAGAGAUCCAAAGAGAAAUUCUUUCCAUCCUGGGUUUACCACAUAGACCCAGGCCAUUUUCAGCUGGAAAACAAGCUUCCUCAGCACCCCUCUUCAUGCUAGAUCUCUACAAUGCAAUGGCAAAUGAACAGGAUCCCGAAGAGUUGGAAUAUUUGGUGAGGGGAUCAUCCCCAAGUGGAGAGGGCAAAGGGCUACGGAAAGGCUACUUGGCGUCUCCAAAUGGAUACUCCCGAAGAAUAUACAUAUCACGGACAAGUUCACUGCCUACACAAAGUCCCACCUUAGCUAGCCUGCACGACACCAACUUUCUGAAUGAUGCAGAUAUGGUCAUGAGCUUUGUCAAUUUAGUGGAAAGAGACAAGGAUUUUUCUCACCAACGACGGCACUACAAAGAAUUCCGAUUUGAUUUGACUCAGAUCCCUCAUGGAGAAGCAGUGACAGCAGCAGAAUUUCGGAUUUACAAGGAUCGAAGUUACAGUCGAUUUGAGAAUGAAACAAUUAAGAUUAGCAUUUAUCAGAUCAUCAAGGAAUAUCCAAACAGGGAUGCGGACCUGUUCCUAUUAGAUUCAAAACGAGCUCAAGCUCCUCAUAUUGGCUGGCUUGUGUUUGAUAUCACUGUGACCAGCAACCACUGGGUGAUUGACCCACAGAAUAAUUUAGGGUUGCAACUCUGUGCAGAGACUUUUGUAGGUCGUAGUAUCAGUGUGAAAGCAGCUGGUCUCAUAGGCAGGCAUGGUCCUCAGUCAAAGCAACCAUUCAUGGUUGCCUUCUUUAAAGCAAGUGAAGUCCUUUUUCGAUCUGUCCGAGCUGCCAACCCUAAGAAAAAAAAUCAGAAUCGCAGCAAGUCCAGCAACUCACAAAAUACUUCAAGAAUGUCAGGUGUUGCAGAUUAUAACACAAGUGAACAGAAGCAGGCCUGCAGAAAACAUGAACUCUACGUGAGCUUUCGAGACCUUGGGUGGCAGGAUUGGAUUAUAGCUCCAGAGGGUUAUGCUGCAUUUUAUUGUGACGGAGAAUGUUCAUUUCCUCUCAAUGCUCACAUGAAUGCCACAAAUCAUGCCAUAGUACAGACACUGGUCCAUCUGAUGUUUCCUGAUCAUGUCCCAAAGCCUUGUUGUGCUCCAACCAAACUGAAUGCUAUCUCUGUCCUCUAUUUUGAUGACAGUUCCAAUGUUAUUUUGAAAAAGUACAGGAACAUGGUGGUACGAUCGUGCGGCUGCCACUAGGAUUCAAUUGCAAAACAGAGUGUCAUAAAGUGGAAAUUAUACAGUUAUUUUUGCAUGUUUCUUUUUUGAUGGUAGAGGAAUUGGAGUGACCAUUUCACAAUAUUUCUCCCAGAAGAAGAUCAGUUCAUUCCGACAGUAUCCUGGAGCGGAAGUUCUUCCUAUAUGGAGUCCGUCACACCACCAACUGGACUGCAACCAGGCACUUGCCACCCCCCUCCCCAUCCUCUAGGUACGGCUUCGUUUGUAAGCAUCUGGGGAAGGAAAUGUGGCUGUCACAAAGAGCAAGAAAAUCAUAACUAACAUUAAGAUAAACCUCUCCAAAGGGGAUUUAUUUAGGGAGAUAAGAAAAUUAAAAGACAAAAAAAAAGAUAGAAAAAAUUCUAGCUGUAUAAUGUUGAGUAAGGCCAAGAAUUUCCUUUUUGUUUUUUUAAUGGAGAAAAUAAGGAUAUUAGGUAACUUAAUCCCACUGAUGUCACAUCUCUUUUCGUGUACAGUAUAAUGUACAUAGUAGCUUUUAUUUAUUUAAAGGUAUAUCCUUUCUUUUAUAUGAAUGUCGUUUCAAAUGCUUUAUUAUAUAGGUUUAUAUAUAAGUAGUAGAACAUUGAAGGCAAAUUUUUGGUACCCGUACUGAGAUUUAUUUCAUUUUAUAAAAUAAAGCUUUUGUAUACUCUCUUUCCACUCUCCCUCCCUCACCUCCUUCCUCUCAAGGUAAAAAAUCCAGAACUCCUGUGACUAUUUUAUAUUGUUAAAGGAAAUUGAAUACAUUUGGCUACAUUGUGCCAAUGAAAACUUUGGUGGGCUAUUUAUUUAGAGUAAGCACUGAGAACAUUUUUUUAAAAAUGCUUAGCUAAACACAAUUUUCCUUUUAGAAGUUCUGCCCCAUUAGGUAAAGUAAGUUGAACUGUGUUUAAAUAAACAAAUGGUAGCUAAAUGCAGUGGGCUGAAAGAUUGCGCACAAUUGUUGGGGCUAUUUUCCCUAGAAUAAUAGUGUAACCGUAGGAACCAUAAUCUCCUUCCCUUUGCUUGUGGGUUGCAGCCCUUCCUGGAGGCAUGAAACUUUGGGCAUUCUGCCAGUUGCCCGUGCCCAAAAUUUAGGUCUGACUUUGUGCGAUGGGAGAGGGAGGGGGGGAAAUAGAGUACAACCUUUUUACCUCAGGUAGAUGUGAUUGGUCCAUCAUCUCUAACACGUCUGCAAAAUGUGUGGUUCUUAGUAUAUGAACCAGCCUCCUCUCUAAGCCACAGAUCAUGAGACAGAAAUGCAUUCAAUUUCCACUGGGCAUUAUGGAAUUUAAGCAAACAUUCCGUUAAUCUAUUCCAUGAACAUUACUACUCUAUCCAUAUCUUCUCAGAAGUAAGUCCCAUAGAGUUCCAGGGGAUCUGCUGCUGGAUAGAGCUGAGCUUGGUUGAAAACAGACGGCACAGUUACUUGGACUUACACUGUAUUUCUCUCCUUUAAGCAAUAUUUAAUAAGACCAGGGGUCCUCAAACUUGACAGCUUUAAGACUUGUGGACUUCAACUCCCAGCUAUGCUGGCUGAAGAAUUCUGGGAGUUGAAGUCCACAAGUCUUAAAGAUGCCAAGUUUGAAGACCUCUGAAUAAGACUGUUAUGGUAUAAGGGAAGCAUAGAAUAAUGGGCUCAGCUGUUUAUCACAUUUAAUAAGAUUCCGAUGGUAUGGAAUAGGGAAAUACAGAAUAAUGUGCUCAGGUGUUAUGCACACUUUAGAGAAAUGAAUUUAUCUCUUUUUUAACAGGGUUAAAACCUUGAUAUAGAUUCUUAAUUUUGUUACCUUAAAUCCGUUGAAAUACUCUUGUGCUGUAGAGAGACAUAAGGCAUGUAUUGCCUUUGACUCUGUUUUGACUCUGCCCAUGAAGUUGCCAAAAGCAGAGUUUGAUGUGAGGACACUUUUAUCCUAAUUUAUCACAGUUUUAAUUAAACUGUAGUGCACAUAUUCCUGCGGUACAUGUAGCCACUCAAUGUCAUCUCGAACCCCAAGAUGAGUGGCUUAUAAAUUUGAUAAGUAAGUAAAUAAAUCCCUACUGGUAUCUCCUCCAAAUUGCUGUUUUGUCAGCCCUCCCAAAUAAAUUAGAUAGGAAACUAGACUAGAUUCUACUCUAUUGUAAGUCUACUUUAACAGAAUCUUGCAAGUCUGACAGUAUAAACUUUCCACUGCCCCUUUUAAUUGCUUGAUCCAUUAGAACUGGUCCUUCCUAAGUUUCUUUCUCAGACCAUUAAGCCACUGGAGGCUCCUGCCUCUCUUAACUAAUUGUUUCCUAGGCAGCGUCUCUUCCCCUCUUAUGUCAUUUACACAUCCCAUUACAUGCUUUAAGAAAUGGUUAAAAAUAAUUUGGGAAUUGUUUAGAAAGAAAACGAAUUUGUUUAGGACUUAAAUAGAAGAUUAUGGUAUUUGGAGCUGAAUUUAUGUUAAAUAAAGGUUGAAGUGUAUUUGGGGGGGUACAUUAAAUAAUAUAUUUUGGAAUAAAGGUGUACCAUUUUAAGUACAUGAAAUGGAAGAUUAUAUUAUGUCCUGUUGAAAUACAAGUCUAUAUUUUAUAACCUAAUAAACCUGAAAUACUAGCUGGUUUGCUGUGCCUUUUCUCUUGGAUUACAUUAUCUUGAUUUAGAAGUAUUGUGCUCACUCAAAACAGCCCUUUAUAGGACUUCCGGGUGGCUCCGCUGCGCUAAAUGGCGGGCAAUCUCAGUCCGCCCGUUCUUUGUGAUUCUGUGAGAGCUGUUUAGACAGCGUUAAUCUGCUGUCAACAGCUCGUAAAUCUCUACCCUCGGGCAAGGAGGGGGAUGAUGAGCAUUUGAGCUGAAGUUGAGCCCCCAAGAAAAGCCCCAGAAUGAUUUCUGGUGGUUUGAUGGGAACGCUCCUUCUAUAGCUCAAAAAAAGCUCCAGAAUCCAGAACGCCUCUGCAAAAGCAGAGCAAAACGCAGCGUCCAUCUCCGUGACUGAAGAGGAUUAUUGAUAAAUUGUCAACACGGAAAGAGCCGAAAGCAGGAGGGCUGGCAUUUGUUUGUAAGAUGAUUUUAACUCCCUGACAGAGAAGUU
This is a messenger RNA of Ahaetulla prasina, 5144 nucleotides long. RefSeq names its product bone morphogenetic protein 5 (gene BMP5). The record is from RefSeq and is a predicted model, not a curated record. The transcript has 7 exons. Gene Ontology annotation, cellular component: extracellular region. Lineage: Eukaryota; Metazoa; Chordata; Lepidosauria; Squamata; Colubridae. The coding region runs from base 730 to 2094 and encodes 454 amino acids. Gene Ontology annotation, biological process: SMAD protein signal transduction. Gene Ontology annotation, molecular function: growth factor activity; cytokine activity.